This is a messenger RNA of Myotis daubentonii (Daubenton's bat), 624 nucleotides long. RefSeq lists its product as uncharacterized. Lineage: Eukaryota; Metazoa; Chordata; Mammalia; Chiroptera; Vespertilionidae. The transcript has 6 exons. The coding region runs from base 1 to 624 and encodes 207 amino acids. The record is from RefSeq and is a predicted model, not a curated record.
AUGAAGCCUGCUUCCUCCUGGCACAGAAGGUCUGUCAUGACGCCAUCUUCAUCUCAUUCCUCUGGGCGCACCCGUCUCUCCCUGCACCCGGAGACCAGGUCGGUGGAGACAUCGACCCCGAGACCUGCCCUUGCAGCUCAGGAAGCUGCCCUAGCGUCCGCGGCGCGACACGAGGCCCGGCCGCUCCAUCGUCGCCUCGCUGUGUGCGUGUUGCUGCCCCAGCUGCAUUCAGGCUAUUUUCUUUGCGGCAUCCAGGGAAAUGCAGACCUCCCACCUGUGUGGGAGCCUUACAGCGUUCAGGGUGCCCGCCCGCCUCCUGGCCAUCGCUCCUUAACCAGGAAGACAGCACUGACAGGUGACACCUCUCCCAUCCCUGGCUCCACCCCUACAGAGCUGUCACCUCCCGUCUGGGACGUCUCCGAAGAGCAGGUUGUGGGAGAGGCACACAGCACAGAACUGCAGUCUCCACAGGGAUCCGGCCGACUGGGCCAAAGAAGGAAAAAGAGCCGAGAACUGGGAGCCCCCAUCAACGGUGCCCAGGCCCCGCACCACCAGCUCGCAGCCACGAUGCCCGUCUUCCCUGUGUCUCAGGAGCUACAGGUCGGGAGCCAGCGGCCCCUGUGA